This is a messenger RNA of Diorhabda carinulata, 354 nucleotides long. RefSeq lists its product as uncharacterized. NCBI's taxonomy places the organism in Eukaryota, Metazoa, Arthropoda, Insecta, Coleoptera, Chrysomelidae. Bases 1 to 354 code for a protein of 117 amino acids. The record is from RefSeq and is a predicted model, not a curated record. Gene Ontology annotation, biological process: negative regulation of biosynthetic process. The transcript has a single exon.
AUGCCGUACAUUAUAGUACGGGGUAACCUAGCGGCUUACGGUCAAAGAUUUCCAUGGCGAGUUUUAGUUUCUGGCUUGAAAACUGACGAUAUAGAACAGUUGAAACGAUUCGCAUCGGGUGGAUAUUGUGAUGACACGACUAUAGUGUACAUGGUACAUCCCUGUGUUAUGUUAACAGCGUUAGAAGUUUUAGGUUACAGAGUAGUCGCUUCAUCAUCUACCAGUGUAAAACAAGAUUAUAAUGAAUAUAUGUGGACUAUGAGAAAAGAUUUUUCUGAACCAGAGCCCAUAAGUAACGAAAAGUUGACUGAUUAUAAAAUAGAACAUAAAUUGUCUGCCCCAGAAGAAGUAUAA